AUGCCCUCCGUCACCAAUUCACUACCUUUCUCCCCUGCUGAACUCGCCUAUCUUCAUACAUCUCUUUCCUCGGUUCCCCCACUGCGACCAGAUGCUCGCUCCUUGUCGACGGAUUUUCGACCACUACGCGCAGAGACCGGCGUCCUCCCAGCAGUGAAUGGCAGCGCCCAUGUGGGAUUCAGUGAUGGCCGAGAAGCAAUAGUGGGUGUGAAGCUGGAAGUCGAAAAGACGAUUGAUAGCAAAAGCUCAGAGCUGAGACAAGAGUAUGGAGCUAUGGAAGUUGAUAUCGACCACGAUCAUACUCGGACACCGAGGAGAGGUCAACCCGAAUGGGUGACUCUUACCCUGACUCUUCCGGGAAUACGAGAUGAUGACCGUAACUUGGUGUUUCUGGAGGAGAUGCUGCGUGAGCCUUUGGUGGUACCUCCUCCUUCAACAAACUCCAAAGACGUAUCUUUGCAGGACAGUCUAGUGAUCAACUCUCGUUGGCAUUGGCACAUCUACAUUGAUGUCCUGCUGAUUUCGCCCAAUGGGCUAGCAAGCUACCCUCUCCCGCUAUUGAGUAUUGCUGCACACCUUGCUUUACGCGACACGAGAAUCCCAAGACUCAAAAGCGAGGGCGAAGAAGAUCCUGUUGCCGACGAUGACUGGAUGGCCAGCACAUAUUUGUAUCCUCGAACAAAUUCCUUUGGUCCAAGGCCUCCUGUCACUCUCCUUGUCGUUGUGGUGGGUGAAAAUACCAUCUUUGACCCCAGUAGAGAAGAACUUGCGGUCGCAGAUGGCGUUGUCGCGGUCAGUGUGAGCCAUGGAAAGAGCCUUGAAGACUACAGAAUACUAGCUGUUCGAAUGAUUGAUACUCCGGCAAGAGAUACCAUGAAAGGUGUACCUUUGUCAGGCGAGGUUCAAGAAGGAGUCGAUAUUCCGGGUGUUUGGAAACCUCGGGUUGGCGGAAUCAAGAGAAGCGUAUUGAAGGCGGUAGUCAAGACGGUUAUUGCUGGUGGCGUUGCGCGGGAUAUUAUGACUGGUCUUGAUGGAUUUCUCGAUAUCGAAAUGAAAGCAGAGAACGGCGCUGGUGCUGUGUGA
Rhinocladiella mackenziei CBS 650.93 is the source of this 1083-nucleotide messenger RNA. RefSeq lists its product as uncharacterized. The record is from RefSeq and is a predicted model, not a curated record. Bases 1 to 1083 code for a protein of 360 amino acids. Gene Ontology annotation, biological process: exonucleolytic trimming to generate mature 3'-end of 5.8S rRNA from tricistronic rRNA transcript (SSU-rRNA, 5.8S rRNA, LSU-rRNA); nuclear polyadenylation-dependent rRNA catabolic process; U4 snRNA 3'-end processing. Gene Ontology annotation, cellular component: nuclear exosome (RNase complex); cytoplasmic exosome (RNase complex). NCBI's taxonomy places the organism in Eukaryota, Fungi, Ascomycota, Eurotiomycetes, Chaetothyriales, Herpotrichiellaceae. The transcript has a single exon.